Messenger RNA from Mya arenaria, 2188 nucleotides. RefSeq lists its product as uncharacterized. The record is from RefSeq and is a predicted model, not a curated record. The coding region runs from base 199 to 591 and encodes 130 amino acids. Lineage: Eukaryota; Metazoa; Mollusca; Bivalvia; Myida; Myidae. The transcript is spliced from 3 exons. Gene Ontology annotation, cellular component: membrane.
AAACAAUUACUUAAUGUUGACAUUUAACAUUUAUGGAAGUUAUACUGAAGUUUUUUAAUCAGGCUGAUUGUUUUUUAAGUUUGAGUAAUGUCUUUUUGAAAAUGGGCGUUUAUGGCUUUUAACGAUAGCGAGUUUGUAAUCCUACCUGUAACCGUGCCACAGUUAAUGUGACGGAAGGCAAACUGCACAGCAGAGAAGAUGUCUGCUUACCCGCCACAAUACACAGCUACCAAGCCUCAGGAUGUGUACACUCUUGCCACAUCGAAGCAGGUUCUUGUGUCCAAAGACCCUGUGUUUGUUCGCAAAGAUGUAAUUAAUGGUGCAUACAUUGGACAGAAACCAGAAAGUUACAAAAUAGUGUGCAUCUUUCUCAUGAUUUUAAACCCAGUGUUUGGACCAAUUCCUUUUAUUUUCUCAGUGUUAUCAGACCGAGCGUAUGACCGAGGGGAUUUGCGAUAUGCAGAGAAGUGGGCCCAGUAUACGUUGUCAGCCUGCAUGUUUAUCUUCAUCUUCACCGUGAUCCUGUACAUCGCAAUAGGCUUCUCCCUCAGUCCUCUAGGCAUCAACGGUGGCCACGCCCUCGGAGUGUGAGGUGUACAGGACUUGAAAGUGUCUGCAGAUGCGAGUGCUUAAUGUGUUUAAAGUUCACAAUUAAUAAAAGUCUACUUAAGUUAAUUAUAGCCUCAUUGAAACUGCACUGUCACAGAUUGACUGUUUCAACUGUCUUUAUUUUUUUUUUAUUAGAAUCAGCUGAUUUGGGUUUCAAUUCAGUCAGUUAAGAUGUUUCACAAUAGAACAUAUAUCUCAAUUGUUUAAGUCAACUUCCCAAAACUUCAUUUCUUAAAGCAUUAGCCAUUAAACAUCAAUUGUGAAAACUUUGAUCUGCAGUCUUUAUCACCGGCUUCCAGACAUUUACACAAAACUCCCAAGACAAAGAAUAAAAAAUGUUGUCAAAACAAUCAAUCUGAGAGAUUGCAUCUUUCAAGAAAAUAUAAGAUGGAAAACUUGUCAGAUUGUUCUUGUAAUGGGAUAUCCAUCAUUCAAUGUAUACUAGAUCUGAUAUAUAAUCUACAUGUACACAGGGUUCAUGUGUUCUGGAUUUAUAUUUCUACAAAUAUGUAUGAUGUAAAAAAAAAAAAGUGCGUAAGAAGAAAUCCAACAGUUGAUUCAUUGUGUAAAAAUUUUAAUUGAACUCUUUCAGUUUGAAAUAAACUGCAUCUGUAGAUUGGUGAAAGAUUGAAAUGGUUGUAUAAUAAAUUGUAUAUAUGUAAAUAAUGUACAGACUGGAGCACAUAUCACUUUUAUAUACAUACAUAUCAUUUUACCAUUAUUUUAUCGGUAAAUGUUCUUUUUAAUUGUUUAAUACUGAACAUCUACGCAUGUAUGAUGUUAAACUUGAAUUUCUUUUGAAUGUCAGCAGUCAAUUUUUAAUAAAUAAAAAAAAAAUGGAUACACAAUCUAUGGUUGUUGAAGAGAAUGAUAAAAUGACAGAAUGAACAUUACAUUUUUGCACAGAUACACAAAUAUAAUGGCAUUUAUUUUCACUGUCUUGCCCUUAUGAUCCAUCACUACUUGAGUAUAUAGGGCUUCUCAGGGAUGAUAGCAGACCCAAAAUCCAGUGCCUGUUAAUUUAGUUUAAGUAUAAGAGAAUUAGACCCAUAACAUGGUUAGAGCCUAGAAGGCUUGUUUCGAGACAAUAACGCCAACAAGCCUUGUCUAUUAUACACCUGUUAAAAAUGUUUUCUAAGCCAUUUAUAUCAAUUCAAGGUACUUCUUACUCUUUUUAUGUAAUUGUGCAAUAAAAGACAAUGGUGGUCUGGAAAUUAAACAACUCUAUCCUUAUUUAAGGAUUAAUCUGAUAUUUUAUCAACAAAUACUUGUAUUUAAGAAACAAAGUUCAGAUGAUCAAUUUGGCUACAUAUACAUUUUAUUUGUACUGUUAAUUUGUCCCUAUCAUUCUGUCAUAUUAUUAUUAUUAUUAUUAUUCUGUAUAUUAUUCCUGUUUCAUUUUCCUUGAGACAAUGCAGAAAUUUUAUAAUACAUUGUUACAAUAUAUCCCCCAUUUUUACUAUAUAUUCAACUCUUUAUAUUUUGUAAAAUUGUCAUUAUACAUAUUUUAAAGUCACUAAAACCAUUUUAAAAGUAUGGAAGGAACUUUUGCAACAUUCCAAUAAAUUUUACAAUAUUA